Molecule: messenger RNA, 2117 nt
Organism: Moneuplotes crassus
Lineage: Eukaryota; Ciliophora; Spirotrichea; Euplotida; Euplotidae
Source: the annotation of a GenBank genome assembly
AAAAAAUGAUGUUUAGAAAAUUCUGAAUCCAGAACACCUUCCGCUCUGCUUUUAGAAAACCAGUCCUUUUCCGUCCAUUCUGUACAAAAUACACUGAAGAUGAGGGAUCCUUCUACUAUACCGAAGGAGAUACCAUCACAGUGACAGACACUAUGCCAAAAUAUGGAGGAAGCUUGGUAAUCGUGCCUACUCCUAUUGGAAAUCUCAAAGAUAUGUCUCUCAGACAGUAUGAAGCACUUACAUCUGCUGACAUCAUCGCCUGCGAAGAUACCAGAACCACCGGUAAACUCCUUGAGCUUAUCAAAGAAAGAAAAAUACAGGAACUCUUCAGGACAAACCUUGGUGCUAAAUUCGACAAUGAUCCUUCAGACACUAUCUUUGAUGAUAUUCGUGACACUAAAAGUAAGCAAUACCAGACUGAAGAAUUUCAAGAAUCAAUGACUCCCGAAGAAGAAAUCGUCCAGCCUGAACAACCUAAAACAGAGUAUUAUAGGAUAAAAACACACGAUAUCACAGGUCUUGACGAGAAAUAUGAAAAAGCAGUUGCUUCUAAAACUUGGUGGCCUGUUGAAGAUACCCAAAACCAAGCUGAACAGUACCUCUCCUCUCAGCAACCCCUUAGCCUCGAAGAAAAGGAAGAGUAUAUCCCUAAACUUGAAGGCACAAAUCCAAAUCGCAAUCUUUCCAAAGAGAAAAGAGAUAAAUUUGAAGAACAAGAGGUCAGAGCCAUCCAGAAAUACAUAAAAGAUAAAAUAAGACUCACUGACACCGGAGUCAAGCUUGAUGAUCAAGGAAAGAGAAUGCUCACAGUUCUCCAAAAAGAAUUGGAGAUGAACACUUUCUCAAAUUUCAAUACUUUUAUUGAGAAUCCUCAAGAAUUUGACGAGAAAUUAGCCAAAGAAGUAGAGAAGGAGUUUUACAAGAAGGUUGAAGAUAGUGUUGAUUAUGAAAAUCGUAAAAAUAUGAUCCUCCAAAUCUCAGAUCGUCUUCGUCAGAAAAUCAAAGCUAAAGUUCAAGAAGAACUUAUCUUAAAAUCCAAUAGACUUGAUUCAAUGAAGGGUAUGACCUGGAAGCAAUAUAAAGCAUCUGGAAAGGAACAGGAUCUUAAUGAGCCUUUUAUGGGCCAAGAUGACCAUUAUUCACAAUGGGACACAGAAUCCGGAGAUAAUGAUUCUGACGAUUUUGAAGAUGAGUACAAUUAUGGUCUGGAAAGUGAAUUCACUCAAGCCUCUAAAAGUCAAUUUGAUAAAAUUAAAGCACAGAAAGGAAGAGGUAUGUUAAUCUCUCUGUAUGAGCAUAAUGAGGAUGCAAGAAUUCCAAGAAUAAUUCGAGCAAUGAAAUUUGGAAUGAAAGUAGCAUUAGUGAGUGAAGCAGGUACUCCAACAAUCUCAGACCCAGGAUACCGUCUAGUAAACGAGUGCUAUAACAAAGGUAUCUCCAUAGAGUCUCUUCCAGGUCCAUCUGCAAGCCUCGUAGCCGCAGCAGCUUCAGGUCUAAUCACAGAUCGGUUCAUCUUUGAAGGUUAUCUGAGUAAAACUCAAGGAAGGAGGAUAAAUACUUUGAAAUAUCUUAAUUCUACAGGAGCAGCAGCUAUCAUAUUCGAAAACCCAAAGCGAAUCCAGAGGACCCUCAACGAUAUCAUGGCAACCUAUGGCCCUGAAACCCUAGUCUACAUCGGUACUGAACUUACCAAAAUGUAUGAAAAGAACCUCAGAGGAACAGUUGACUACCUCCUUGAGAAAUACGAAGACGAAGAAAUCAACCUCAAAGGAGAAGCAACAAUGGUCAUCCAAGGAAAAAGGAUCAACGACAAGGACAUGGAACUCAAAGCCAAAAUGGGAGAUCUUAAUAGAGAAAUUAAUGUAAUUGAUGCGAUCAGCCACAUAAAGAGGAUUGCAGGCUUAUCUGAGAAGCAGCUUCGAAAAAUAAUGAAACAUUCCUUCCACCUUAAUAAACAUGAGACAAAGGAGGUCUUAUACAGAUUUAUUCAUAAAAAGAAACAACCAUAUGAGAAUCUGAAUGUAUAUAUGGGAAAGAAUAAAAGAUUGCCUGAUAAGUUUUAUGAUAUGGUUAGAGAAGUUGCAAAUCAGAAAUAAAUUACCAAAGAAAUUAAAAUU